AUGGAAUGUCGAAGACAUAAAAUCAAAUGCGAGGUCAAAGUGGGCGAGAGCUCCUGUACCAAAUGUCUCCGAGGCGGCAUCGAGUGCAUCUUCCAAGACCUGACGCAAAAGUUCCAGGAGGAGGACGCUUUGUGGAAAGCCCACGCAGACCUGGAACUGGACCAGAUGCGCGCAGCGAUUCAACACCUUCUCAAGCACAAUCACCUUCCGGAUCUUUCAACGUAUCAUACAGCCUCGGCCGCUGCCAGCCCAGCAAAUCCAGCCUCGACCUCAACCCUGAUUGUUCCGCCCAUGGACAUGACACGCGAGAACUCCCAAGAACCCCAAUCCCGCGAUGAUCCUGGCCUUGUACCGGCUCCAAUGAGCAGCUUGUACGACCUGACUCGCCUCAGAACUCUGCGAAGCUCGGUAUUAUGGAGACAGAAUGCCAACAUGCUGGAUGACGAUUUCAUCUCACAAGGCAUCAUCUCCGUGGAGGACGCCGAGUAUCUUUUCUCUCUAUAUCUACAAAAUAUCAACCAGCUUCUGUGGGGCGGUGUCUUACUCCCACAUCAAACCUUGACCUCAGUCAGACGAUCAUCAACGAUGCUUACCGCUGCCGUCCUCACCAUCGCUGCUUUACACGUAUCCGACGGCGACCGGCUCCUUCAAAAAUGCUACAGCAUCUUCGUGUCGCUUGUCAGUAACACCUGUCUAGCGCGGCAUCACACACUCGACGAUGUCCGAGCACUCUGCCUAGGAGCUUUCUACCUCUCCAACCUCAGCUGGAAACUGUCCGGCAUGGCUGUGCGUCUAGCGGGGGAGAUGAAUCUUCAUCAGUCAUUCCAGAAACUCACCCGCGCUCAACCUAAUCAACACGAAUGCGUCAGACUCUGGUAUGCAUUGUAUGUCUGCGAGCAUCAUUUCAGUAUCGCAUACGGGAGACCACCUAUCAUCGGGGACGAUGUGGCUGUGAGAAACGUAGAAAGGUUCUUGGAGAGCCCGGCCACCGUCCCAGGUGACGUCCGGCUGUGUGCGCAAGUUGCCCUUUUCCGGAUCCUCACUGAAGCAUACAUGGAGUAUGGUAGCGACUCCGAGCAGCCUUUAGGCGAGCAGGAUUUUGAACGACUCCGUUUGUUCAACUUUGCCGUCGAGCAGUGGAGACUGACCUGGCAAGUCAGGUCUGCCGACAGCGUGGAACUCGGCUCGUAUCCAUCUAAAGGAGUUGUCUUGUACUACCAUUUCGCGCGUUUCCAGCUGAACUCUCUGGCUCUGAGAGCGGUGGCAGGACCAGACAGUCCGCUCGUCGAGCCGCUGACUUAUGACCGUCGGGAAGCUGCCAACAUUGCCAUCUCAGCCGCGACCAGUACAUUGACGCUCAUUCUCGAGGAGCACGACUUACGUCGAGCCAUGUCGGGCGUGCCCAUUUUCACAUACACUAUGGUGGCGUUCUGCGCGACUUUCCUAUUGAAAAUGGCCAUGAAGUGGAGCAAUACCACAUCUCCUACCACGGGCAGUUGGAGUCAAGAGACGUCAAAUCUGGGAUUGAAUUUCAGUAUCGGACAGGUCAUUGGGCUCAUUCGCAAGUCCGCCGACUUCCUAGCUGAAGUUUCAGAGACACUGAGUGAGAAACAUCUGACGAGACACAUCGUCGCCGGAAUCCGCUAUCUACUGAAGAAGUUUGAUACGGACACAGAGCUGCCUCACCGAGAUGGGAUUCAUGAUUAUCCACCAAGCCGUAUCCAGCAGCCUUUCGUUAGUGGUAUGGAUGCCUCGAACAAUGCGGCCGACAGCAUGAACGGCAACUAUAACUUUUAUGACUUGGUUGGCUCUUAUGGAUUCGGAUUCGACGAGUCAUAUCUCGGACAGGUCGAAGCUCAUGACCCCGACUUAUGGUCGUAUACCUGA
Molecule: messenger RNA, 1887 nt
Organism: Capronia coronata CBS 617.96
Lineage: Eukaryota; Fungi; Ascomycota; Eurotiomycetes; Chaetothyriales; Herpotrichiellaceae
Exons: 2
Coding region: 1-1887 (628 amino acids)
Biological process (GO): DNA-templated transcription; regulation of DNA-templated transcription
Cellular component (GO): nucleus
Molecular function (GO): zinc ion binding; DNA-binding transcription factor activity, RNA polymerase II-specific; transcription cis-regulatory region binding
Source: RefSeq, a predicted model, not a curated record